UUCCUAUCAUGCUUGCCUCUCCUGGUUAUCAUUCCCCUCAAAUUGUCAGAAAAGAAUUGAUUCCUCUUGCUGAAAAGUUCCUCACAGGUUCCUCUGCCGAUUCCCCCGUCGAAGAAUUCAUCUCAUAUGUUAUCAAUCAAAAGUCUCCAACUUGCCGUAAAAGCAAUAUAGGCAUUUGGCGAAAAGAUGCCAUUAAGGCAUUACGCCUUAUUAAUGGAAGAAAAAUGGUUAAAACUCACAUUGAAGGCGAAAGUAGUAUUCCUGAUAAAAACGAAAACUAUCACGACGAACCACCACAGAAAAGAAUGAAAAUAUCAAUGGCUCGUACAUUUUAUCCAUUUUCACAGCAGGAUUAA
Molecule: messenger RNA, 356 nt
Organism: Protopolystoma xenopodis
Lineage: Eukaryota; Metazoa; Platyhelminthes; Monogenea; Polystomatidea; Polystomatidae
Source: the annotation of a GenBank genome assembly